GCUGUCCCUUUUUUGUACUUUAUUCAAAGAGUAGACUAUUGAAAACUAUCUUACAUUCCACCCAUACCCCCAAAAAAAGCCUUCAUUUUCACUCUCAUCUAUAACUACUAACCCCAUGUGAACAAUUAAUAUUCAUUCAACCUUUUCCUUGUCAUUAACCCUUCAUAAUUCUCUUAGAUCUACACCACCAACUUUCAUUAAACUCAACAAAACAAACACAAAACACAAACAUAAACACAAGUACACAACCUAGUAUGCUUCUUCCAACCUCAAAAUCCACAUCACAUUCACACUCCUUUCACUUUCAUUAGUUCAUUCAUCUUUUUCAUCAUGCAACUUCAAACCCAUCUCAAACUCAUCCUAUCAUUUUCAUUCCUCCUCUUUCUCCCAACCCUCUCCCAAAUUGACCAGCUCCUAUAUCCAGGCUUCAAGAACACUGGUCCUAAAAAUCUCACCUUGAAUGGAAUAUCAGAGAUUGAAAAAAAUGGAAUGAUAAGACUAACAAAUGAAACAAGCAGAUUAAUGGGUCAUGCUUUCUACCCUUCACCUUUCCAACUAAAGAACAAAACAACCGGUAAAGUUUUCUCCUUUUCUUCAUCUUUUGCUCUUGCUGUUGUUCCUGAGUAUCCCAAACUAGGUGGCCAUGGCAUGGCUUUCACGAUAGCACCUACAAAGGAUCUCAAAGCUUUGCCUAGUCAGUAUCUUGGUCUUCUCAAUUCAAGUGAUGUUGGUAAUUUCUCUAACCAUCUUUUUGCUGUUGAGUUUGACACUGUUCAGGAUUUUGAGUUUGGUGAUAUUAAUGAUAACCAUGUUGGGAUUAACAUCAAUAGUAUGAUGUCAAAUGCUUCUGUUAAGGCUGGUUAUUACAAUGAUGAUUUGGUUUUUCAAGAUCUUAAUAUUAAAGGUGGAAAAGCUAUUCUAGUUUGGGUUGAUUAUGAUUCUUUGGUGAAUAAUGUUAGUGUUACACUUUCUCCAACUUCUAACAAACCUAAAAAACCUACCUUGUCUUUUCAUUUGGAUCUUUCAAUGGUUCUUCUUGAUACUAUGUAUGUUGGUUUCUCUGCUUCUACUGGUUUACUUGCUAGCUCUCAUUAUCUUUUGGGUUGGAGUUUCAAAAUCAAUGGACCAGCACCUUUGCUUGAUCUGUCUUCACUGCCACAGCUUCCACAGCCAAAGAAGAAACAAACUUCUUUGAUAACCGGUGUUUCGGUUGCGGCUUCUGUUAUUGUAUUGGGUUCUAUAGCCUUUGGUUUUUACCUUUUCAGAAAAAUCAAGAAUGCUGAUGUUAUAGAAGCAUGGGAGCUUGAAGUUGGGCCUCAUAGAUACUCUUAUCAAGAGCUUAAGAAAGCUACAAAAGGUUUCAAGGAGAAAGGGUUACUUGGGCAGGGUGGUUUUGGCAGAGUUUACAAAGGGACGUUGCCGAAAUCGAAGAUUCAAGUGGCUGUUAAGAGAGUUUCGCAUGAGUCGAAACAAGGGUUGAGGGAAUUUGUGUCGGAAAUCGCGAGCAUAGGCCGGCUUCGUCACCGGAAUUUGGUUCAGUUACUCGGGUGGUGUCGUCGCAGAGGAGACCUUUUACUUGUGUACGAUUUCAUGGCGAAUGGAAGCUUAGACAAGUACUUGUUUGAGGAUUCAGAAUUUGUGCUGAGUUGGGAACAAAGGUUUAAGAUAAUAAAGGGUGUUGCUUCAGGUCUUUUGUAUCUUCAUGAAGGGUAUGAGCAAGUGGUAAUACAUAGAGAUGUUAAAGCUAGUAACGUGCUGUUAGAUUUUGAACUUAAUGGAAGAUUAGGUGAUUUUGGUUUGGCAAGGUUGUAUGAACAUGGUGCUAAUCCAGGUACAACAAGAGUGGUGGGAACAUUAGGCUAUUUAGCGCCGGAGUUGCCUAGAACGGGAAGAGCAACAACAAGCUCCGACGUUUUUGCAUUUGGCGCGCUUUUGCUAGAGGUUGCUUGCGGAAGAAGGCCUAUUGAACCAAAGGCAAUACAGGAAGAAUUAGUGUUGGUGGAUUGGGUGUGGGAAAGGUUCAAAGAAGGAAGAGCACUUGAAGUAGUGGACCCUAAAUUGAAUGGUAAUUUUAUUGAAAGUGAGUUAUUGAUGGUAUUGAAAUUGGGAUUGAUAUGUUCAAAUGAUGUUCCUACUAUAAGGCCUAACAUGAGGCAAGUUGUGAGCAUUUUGGAUGGAGAAGUUGAGUUACCAAAUGAAAUGAGAAAGCCAGGAGGUAUUGAUUCACAAGAGGGGUUUGAUGAAUUCUUGCAUUCUCUUGGAACUACUUCAUUUGAUAAGACAAACUCAAGCUCCUAUGUUGGAAAUAGAGACAUGAAUACUAGUUUUAUCUCUUUUGGUAAUUCACCUUAAUUACUUCUCAGUCCUAGAGGAGAAACAAAGUGAUAUGAUAUCUACAUUAUACUGAUUGGAGAUGGAUUUUUAUUUACUUGACUUACUCAUGAAGUUUUUGUUUGUUUUAACAUCUCAUUAUUUGUGUUGAUUAUAGAAAGUUUUAGUUGGAUAUGAUGUUUGAGAUAUGAAAGUUAGGUGGUUCCAGUUUUCUUACAUAUUGUCUUGUAAAAAGUUUUGGACCCUGAAUGAAAUUGGAAAAUUAGUGUGUUUAGUUUGGAAUCUAUGAGAACUGAGUUUACUUUAUGUGAAGUAGAUUUAAUGAAGAUAAAUUUUGUUUUCAAGCACCUCAUGAUUGGAGUACAUUUAAAAGUUUCCAAAGUAAUGAUAGCUUAGAACACAUCAUGAUCUAAAGUACAUUUACAACCUGUAUUAUUUCAUCAACACCA
Messenger RNA from Vicia villosa (hairy vetch), 2780 nucleotides. Its product is annotated as L-type lectin-domain containing receptor kinase S.4-like. NCBI's taxonomy places the organism in Eukaryota, Viridiplantae, Streptophyta, Magnoliopsida, Fabales, Fabaceae. Gene Ontology annotation, cellular component: plasma membrane. Gene Ontology annotation, molecular function: carbohydrate binding; protein kinase activity; ATP binding. Gene Ontology annotation, biological process: protein phosphorylation. The transcript has a single exon. Bases 331 to 2352 code for a protein of 673 amino acids. The record is from RefSeq and is a predicted model, not a curated record.